This is a messenger RNA of Syngnathus typhle (broad-nosed pipefish), 1173 nucleotides long. RefSeq names its product complement component 1, q subcomponent binding protein (gene c1qbp). The transcript is spliced from 6 exons. Bases 132 to 983 code for a protein of 283 amino acids. The record is from RefSeq and is a predicted model, not a curated record. NCBI's taxonomy places the organism in Eukaryota, Metazoa, Chordata, Actinopteri, Syngnathiformes, Syngnathidae. Gene Ontology annotation, biological process: cytosolic ribosome assembly. Gene Ontology annotation, cellular component: mitochondrial matrix.
AUUACUUCCGGUGCAUAGGGCAUAGUUACGACAGGUCAAUGUGUCCUUCUACACACGUGUGUUGCGGCAUCUCUCUCUAGUAGCCUUAAAGUAUCCGGCCGGAAGAGCUAGCUGUGUCUCCAUUUUCAAACAUGCUCAAGUCAGUUGUCCGCGGGGUGGGAGCCGCUCUCCGCCUUCCGAAGGCCUCCACAGCACGGGCUUUGCCGCUUAGUUGCCCGACAUUGUGCUCGCCAAGCGCGGCCACAGCCAGACCCUUCACCCGCUCACUCUGGAUGAUGAACGGCAACGGAGCUUCGGGGUACAGGCCAAAGCUGUUCACUUCCAAGCUGUUGAAUCCAUCGGCGUCGUGUGGAUGCGGUGCUAUGCACACAGAGGGUGACAAGGCAUUUGGGGAAUUUCUAUUUGACGAAAUCAAAGAGGAGAAAAAGCUUCAGAAAAGCGGGGUUCUCCCCAAGAUAUCCGGAGGUUGGGAACUGUCUAUGGACGGCACUGAGGCACUACUCACAAAACGCCUUGCUGGAGAAAAAAUCACGGUCACGUUCAAUGUCAAUAACAGCAUUCUACCAAAUUUUGCUGAUGACGCGGAGCAAGGAGAGCAAAAACCAGAGGAAGAGCCUGAAAUUUUGUCGACGCCCAACUUUGUUGUUGAAGUUACAAAAGAGGCUGCAAAAGAUACAUUGGUGAUUGACUGUCAAUUCCUUCAAGAUGAGUUGUCACAUGGUGAAGAGGAGGAGAGCGACAUCUUUGGCAUCUUUGAGGUCAGCUUCCAGCCAGAAGGGGAUACAGACUGGAAAGAAACUAGCUACACACUCACCAAAGACUCUCUGAAUGACGACCUCUAUGAUCACAUGAUGGACUAUCUGGCAGACCGGGGUGUCGACAACACCUUUGCAGAUGAACUGAUGGAGCUGAGCACUGCCAUCGAACAUCAACAGUACAUCAAAUUUCUGGAAGAACUCAAAACGUUUGUGAAAUGUAACUAAUCUAUUUAUAGAGUCGAGGUGUUCCAUUUUUGUCCAGUCCACACCAGCCGCAACUAACGUGAAUAUUUGUAGCACUUACUCAAAGAUCAUGUUGCGAGUUAGCUUCAUUAUUGGACAAGAUGUGUUCUGGACAUUAAUUGCGUAUAUUGUUUUUCAAGGUCAAAAUGGGAUUAAAACAGUUCAACAUAUA